This is a messenger RNA of Aspergillus puulaauensis, 609 nucleotides long. RefSeq lists its product as uncharacterized. The record is from RefSeq and is a predicted model, not a curated record. Lineage: Eukaryota; Fungi; Ascomycota; Eurotiomycetes; Eurotiales; Aspergillaceae. Bases 1 to 609 code for a protein of 202 amino acids. The transcript has 4 exons.
AUGAGUGGUAUCCCAUCUCCUCAUGCCGAAUACAAUGCAUUGGCGACCUCACUGAAAGUGGGCGCCCUGAGUGGCUCUGCUGGCCUCGUCUACGGCGGCAUUUCAGGUGUGAUCCGAUCGCCGCAUCCUGUCAUACAUUCCAUCUCCCAUGGUAUCCACUGGUUUGCGUGUGGAACCUCGUUUUGGUGGUUGAGGGGCAAUAUCCUGAAUGUUUACUACGAGGAUAAGGCGACCCCCAAGCAGCGCACCUAUGCCAGCGCUGUUUCUGGUGGGAUUUCUGGUGGUGUUGUGACCAGGUUGAUGGGUGGCCGGCUUGUCCCCGGACUGGUUAUUUUCUCUUUACUGGGGUAUGCUGGACAGGCCUCGUACAAUGCUGUUGAUAGAUGGCAGCUGGGGCAGGCGAACAUGCAGUCCAAGCCGUUCCUUGACCGCUUGGCCGAGUCGAAAUGGGUCCCGCUCAAGUCGCUCUCCGAUGACGAGUACAGGGGGAUUCUGGGCGAGAAGUUGCUGAGUAUUGAGGCGGAGAUUGCUCUGAUUGACGACAAGAUUGAGGAGCUUGAGAAGGCUAAGCUGGAUGGCAUGACUGCGUCGACUGUGCAGGAAUCGUGA